AUGGCUCAAAGGGGAACGGCGAAUUUCCCUGACCCUUCGAGGGAGCUGCCACAUCUCACGAACAACGCUUGGAGCGCUGCACAAAGCUUGCUGCUCAGACCGUUGCCUAUUCGGUCCGCAUGCGUUCGAGGCCGGCACAGCCGACGCCACUUAAGCCUCCUGCCCUCGGGUCCUUCCUGGGCGCAUUCCGGCUCUGGUGCCUCUCUCCCUCUUCUCUCUUCUCCCCCUUGGACGGCUUCUUCUCUGUCCCCCGCCCUCGCGUCUUCCUCGCCCGUCCAGGUGUGCGCGGCCUCCCGUUCUUGGGUGGCCGAGGCAGGAAGAUGCACACACAGCAGACACAAUGGGGCGAGGCGGCUGCACUUCUCGCGUCCCUUCUGUCUCCAGUCAUGGACGCGUUUUUUCUCACAGCCGAAAACGGGAGAGUCGUCGGAGACUUUGGGCGGUCUCCGUCACUCAAGAACGAUCUUCUCCUGCGGGUUGUCUCUCCACACCAGGCAAACCUACGGCGCUGCCUCUUCGGAGCCCGCUUCAGCUUCCGGGCCUCUCUGCGCCUCUCCUUCCCCUUUUUGCCUCCCGCCUUCCCCGCCCUAUCCGUGUGCGUCUGCCUCUCGAGGACGGAGAAGUUUGAGAGCGAGGGGAGACUCAGAGGCAGCUCCGGUCGCGGCGCAGGGCGGCCGCCCGUCCCUUCUUCCGAUGUUCUUCUCUCCUGGGUGUUUCUCUCCUUUCCAUUCGGCGGCUGUCUCGCCUUCGUGCGAUCCUGCUCGGCCUCCGUCUUCUCCGCCUUCCCCGUGUUUGUUUGCCGCCACAAGAGACGAGUCGACCGGCAUGCGCGGUUCUGCUUCGUCGCCUUCGUCGUCGCCCCCUCCUCGUCCGACUGCUGCCCCUCCCGCAGGCGCCUCCUGUCCGUUUCUUCCCGCACUACUCGCGCCGCCAUUCAUCCACUCGCUCUCGCCUCUGGCCUCGCGGUGGGUCGCGUGUCUCUCUCCAUUCCUCCAGGCGCUUCCUCCCCCCAGGCUUCGUCUGUGGGGAGGCAGCUGCUGUGAACUCGAGCCGCUUCUUCUCCCCCCCCCGCUUCCUCUCUCUGUCCUGUUUCCUCACCCGCUGCCCCCGUCUGUUCUCUCGUCUCCUCUUCUCCCUUCUACUUCUCUGUCCCCUCAGUCUGCCUCUCUGCUUCCGCCGUCUGUCGCGGCCGCUCUUCACCGCUGCUUCCGCGCAUCUGCCAUCUCUCCUCUUCAGCAGUUUCUCCUUCCGCUCUUGCUGUCCCCUUCUCACGACUUGUUUGUCCUCUCGCGCAUGCACUCGGGCAAAUCGCUAGCUGUGCACCUCGCUGUGGUUCUGCGUCUGCUGGAAGGCGACAAGAGAGCGAACGCCAACGCGGUUGAGCGGGAGGCUCGGCCGCACGCGACGCAGAAUCCUCAGGAGACGCUCGAGAAAGGGAAGGAGACGGCGUUUCCUCAAUGUAUUUUCCUUCUCCCCACACGCGACACAGCUACCCAGACGCAUGCAGAGCUCCUCGCCCUCCUUCGGUACACGCCGCAGCUGCGCGUAGCUCUUCUCAGCGGCGAAACCGCCUUCUACCAGGCGCAACAAGAGGCGGGAGAAGAACGCGGGGCUGGCAAGCGGGAACGGAGGGCCGUUUCCGAUGUGGACGGCGGCGAAGAUCGCCAGGAGGCCGAAUGCGCAGACGAGCCGGGAGGCGUCUCCCGACGAGGCUGCUCUGUACGCGUUUUCCGCCGCAUCGAGAAGCUGAGGGCGCAUAUCUGGAUUUGCACACCGGGGAAACUUGACGAGUAUCUCGGCUACAUCAGCUGGAAAGACAGCUUGAGGCGCGCGACGACCCGGCUGACCCCGACAGGUGACAAGGCGGAGGCGGCAGCAGACGAGAGGCGGGCGAAGACAGAUGAGACAGAAGACACCCAAGAAGGCGGAGACGGGUGUUUAGGCCGUUGUAGCUUGCUGGUUGUGGACGACGCGGCUGCGCUGCUUCAACAGAGCGAGAGAGGCAGGCAGGCGACAGCGGCUCUUCUCCGGCUCAAAGAAAGAUUGCCGCCAGGUGAGAAAGGCGCCGAAAGGGGUUCGGAAGCCGUUGUCCCAAGAAGUAACGCGAUCUCCUAUUUCCUAGUGCCAUUACUGAACUUUUUUGGUCUGAUCCUAAGCCAUCAGACGAUCUUCCUCUCGUCGUGGUUAUCUCCGGACCUUAGGAGUGUCUUUGUUCGUCUCGCGCGGGUCAGGUCGUUGACUAUCAAUGCCUUGGUGACUCCCGCCGUAGCGUCCUUUGCGCCCGCAUACUCGAAUGCUUCUACCGCUCAAGCAAGUCAUCCCACGCCUCGCUCCCCUCCAUUGUCUGUCGGGUCGCGCUCGGCUCCUCUACGUGCAAUGGAUGCCUCUGCCCUCCCCUCAUCUCCUUCGUCCACUCCUCUCCCUGCCUGUUCCGCUUCGUGUCUCUCGUCUCCCUCUUCCACUUCCUCCUGUUCUCGUUUUCCUUCACCGCCACCGUCUCCUGGUCUGCUGAGGGACGCAGACACGGAAGAAGCGCGGCGUCGUUCGAGACAAACGCCAGAGGCAAGCGAAAACGAAACAGAGGACAAGGCUGCUCUUCUGAAGCCUUCACCGUCUGUUCCGCAAGUCAGGGAGACGGUGCAUGCAUUGCCGCGGCGCCAUUCUCUCCGCGAGAGCAUUCUCAACGUGGAGGAGACGGUGGGGUUGUGGGGUCCCAAGCGGGCGGCAGAGUUUCUCGCCAAAAAGAAGAGACAGUGGAGCGAGCUUCAGCGUCACCUGUCAGGUCUCCGGCGCAACGAAGAAGAGCCGAGAGAAGAACGAGGAAACGAAGAAGAAAGGGAUGAAGCGACCGGAAUUCAUGGGGAAACACUUCGAUCGGAGUUUGCAAUAUAUCCUGCAGACUUGCACGCUCACGUACUGUUUAACGUCUUAAUGAACGAGGCGAAUCGAGCUGCGGAACUGGAGACAAAAAGAAGGGGACUUCACAGGGGAGACGACGGAAGGAUGGAAAGGAACGAACACGAAUGCGGCGCGUUUUCAGGAAGCAGGGAAAAGCCUCACCGAAUCAUUGUUUUCUUCUCAUGUCUCAAGAGUCUACAGUUCCAUUAUGUCUAUUUCAAACACUAUGUUUUUCCGACGCUUCUCACAUCGAAGACGGCGGAUCCCGUGGCGGUUUCCACUCUUUCCGCCUUCCCAUCCUUCUCACCGUCUGUUUGUUCUUUAUCUUCGACAUAUUCGUCUGCAUCGUUUCCCUUUUCUUCUCGUCCGUCCACGCUCCCUGCUCCUCCCUCGAUUCCCGCGCGACUUCCAACACUCUUGGCUCUGCAUCACGGGCUCAGUGGCGAGAGAAGACGUGCGGUGGUUGAAGCGUUCUCAUCGCCCUCCGUUCGUGCUUCUCGUGCGCCACCUAAAGGUCCGUCGUUGCCUGUUUCUUCGGCUCCGUCGCCUUGCGCGGUCUCCUUUUCCUCGUCUUCUCCCUCAUCCGCCCCCUCGCCUUCUGGAUAUCCUGCUGUCUCCGCGCCUUCGCCGCUUGCACCCCAGGCUCCGCCUUCUGUCGGGGACUCUUUUCCUCUGCCGGAUUCCGAGCCAGGACGCCUGACAAGCCGUAGCCGAAUCGCGAGCGCCGGCGAGCGAGAACCGCGGAUCUUGCACGGACACGAACCGCCGCAGUCUGCCAACCCAAACUGCGAAGUGCGCGUUCUUUUCGCCACAGAUCUCGCAGCCACGGGCGUGAAUGUGGGAGACGUUGACUUCAUCGUUCAUGUGGGGAUGGCGCGUGAUCCGGAGCUCCUCGUACAGCGUCUGACGCGAGUCGCACGACCCCGCGACCCCUUUUUUGGGCCUUUCACAGGCUCGUCGACUCCGCUCUCACCAACGUCCGUUGCUUCGUCUGCAACGUCGUCUUGUGCCUCGUCUCGCGUCACGUCUCCCGCGACUUGCUUUUCCUCUGGUGCCUUUCCCGCCUCUCCUCCAUCUGAAAUGUUUAGGGACGUGCCCGGGACAGCGUCGGCAGGAAGAAGAGAACAAGAAGGUGUCGUAGGACAAGUCGCAGACAAUGGCAAGCUUUUUCCGUGGGACCCCAUCGAGAACGGCAUUGGCAGAUCCCUUCUUCUUCUCCACGACCUAGAGACGCAUUUCCUCUUUGAAUGUUUUUCCGAGGGAAUCAAUCUUACUGAACUGCAUCCUCGGUCUGCAUUGUCUCUGUUGAGCCCAAAUCGGGCGCUCAUUGCAAUUUUAGGUCAGAAAGGCGACAACGAAAUCAGACCAGAAGCAAGCGAGGAAGGCGAGGAAGACGAGGAACACAGCCCAAGAGGGCGGAGAGUGGAAGCUGCCUGUACAAGAAAGACAACGGUGGCAGAAACAGAAAACAUCGCUUCCUAUAGCUGCCAUUCCUUGAAAGAAGCCAGCCAGGAAGAACCUGAAACAAAAGGGCAAAGAAAGAAAGCGAGCACUCGGACUGAGGAGAGUGAAGAGGUGGAAGACGUGGAAAAGACAGCCUGCGCGGAUUACCCUACUCCUGUGUCGCAGACGCCUUUAUCUGUUUGGCCUUCUGGAGCCUGGUGGCACGAGGUCCCCUCCUUGCGUGCGUCGGCCGACCUUUUUUACCGUUCUCUCCUCGGCUUCUACGCCAUGCAGUCGAAGCGCCUCAAAUUCGACAAGUAA
Molecule: messenger RNA, 4662 nt
Organism: Neospora caninum
Lineage: Eukaryota; Apicomplexa; Conoidasida; Eucoccidiorida; Sarcocystidae
Product: helicase conserved C-terminal domain-containing protein
Exons: 4
Coding region: 1-4662 (1553 amino acids)
Source: RefSeq, a predicted model, not a curated record